CAAAAUCUGAAACUGUUGUCAGCUCCCCAUCCCUUGCACUCAGUGAUAUCAAACCAAGAAGGCCACAAACUAAAAAUCUUGAUGGGUUCUUCUUGUCUUCUGUCUCUAUCCUGUCUGCAAAUAAGUCCUUUUCUCCUUGACUCUUCUGACGCUUUCAGUCUCAACUUCAGGCUAUAAAAUCCUUAUCAAAGAGCUCUCUUUCUCAACCCACUUCCUCUUAUCUGUAGAUCAUUAAGAAAAAGCAACAAUGGACCAAAACACACCUGCAGAAUUUUCUCAUGGGUCUUCAAACUUUCAUACAUAUUACUCGCAGACCAAGAAGGGUGGUGGUGGUGGUGGAGGCGUAAUUGAUCUAGGCCUCAGCCUUAGGACCAUUCAACAUGAAACUUACCUCCCAUCGACUCCAAUGAUAGGUCUGGACGGGUAUGGUGAGCUUAUAGACUGGUCGCAGCGUAGCUAUAGCAGCAAUACACAGCUGAAGGGUGAGGAACCGGUCGAUCAAAGACUUGCUCAACGAUAUUACAAUGACGGAGAAGAGGGCAGAGGAAAAAUGGCAUACUAUGUGAAGGUAAAUAUGGAUGGCUCAGUCGUAGGCCGCAAGGUUUGUGUCCUUGAUCAAGGAACCUACUCAACUCUUGCUCUUCAGCUUGACAAUAUGUUCGGGAUGCAGACCGAGUCAGGAUUGAAGUUGUUCCAGGAUGAGUCUGAGUUCUCUUUGGUCUACAGAGACAGAGAAGGUCUCUGGAGGAAUGUUGGUGAUGUUCCAUGGAAGGAGUUUGUUGCAAGUGUGAAUCGGAUGAGAAUCGCAAGAAGAAACAAUGCUCUUCUUCCCUACUAAAGCUUUGAAGUCAAAGCUCUCUUUUAUCUAAAUGAGCUCUCACAUC
Molecule: messenger RNA, 884 nt
Organism: Raphanus sativus (radish)
Lineage: Eukaryota; Viridiplantae; Streptophyta; Magnoliopsida; Brassicales; Brassicaceae
Product: auxin-responsive protein IAA32
Exons: 4
Coding region: 248-838 (196 amino acids)
Biological process (GO): regulation of DNA-templated transcription
Cellular component (GO): nucleus
Molecular function (GO): protein binding
Source: RefSeq, a predicted model, not a curated record